AUGAGUUAUAAGAAUAUGGGUUAUAGAAAAACUUUUAAAAAACACGAGAUACAAGGUAAUAUUAAGAAAGAAAUAUAUGAAGUAUCAGAACCGAUUUGCUGGAUGAUUUAUGUGGUUAAAUGGAGUGAUUUUCGGGUUUUAGGAGGGAAUCAGGGGGGUAAAUAUGGGGAUUUUGAGGCACAGAGACAUUGGAUGGAAAUAACACUACAUUUGCCGAUAAAAGAAUGGUAUUUCUAUGAUUUGGAAUGGUGGGGACUAGAUUACCCGCCUCUAAGUGCCUAUUUAUCAUAUAUAUAUGGGAAAAUUGGAAAUCUUAUAGAACCCUCAUGGUUUGCUUUAGAUACAUCACGCGGCUUACAAACAGAAGAUCUAAAGUUUUAUAUGAGAAUGACAGUUAUUGUUUCGGAUUUUAUAAUAUAUUUUCCAGCUGUAAUACGUUUUUCCCGAUAUUGGAAGCGAUUAGAGAAAGGAAGUGCUUUGAAUACUUAUUCAUCAAUUGCACUGAUACUUUUGCAACCAGCACUAAUUCUCAUUGAUCAUGGUCAUUUUCAAUAUAAUAAUGUUAUGCUUGGGCUGGUACUCUUGUCAUUAUGUUAUUUUAUCAAUGAUAGAUAUAUUCUUGGUUCUAUUUUUUUUGUUUCUUCAAUUUGUUUUAAACAGAUGUCUUUAUAUUAUUCGCCUUUGGUAUUUUUCUACCUUCUUGGCCUGUGCAUUAAACCACAACUCAAUAUUUGUCGAUUUAUUUAUAUAAGUAUUGCAACAGUUUCUACAUUUGCACUUAUUUUUUUUCCUUUAUAUAUUUAUAGUGGGUAUAAUGGUAUUCUUCAAUGUAUCCAUAGAUUAUUUCCUUUUCAAAGAGGGUUGUGGGAAGAUAAAGUUGCAAAUGCAUGGUGUGUUUUAAAUACUAUUAUAAAUAGUUCAAUUGCAACUUUAAUUUCUAUAUUGCCACCUUGUUUAAUUAUUUUUUUGAAACCAAAGAUAUACCUUUUACCAUGGGGUCUUACAUGUUCUGCAUUUGGUUUUUAUCUAUUUUCAUAUCAAGUACAUGAAAAGUCAAUAUUACUUCCAUUGAUGCCUGCAACAAUACUGCUUCUUACUCUAAAUAAAAAUGCAAAAGCUUGGAUAGGUUGGAUUAAUAUUAUAGCAACAUUUAGUAUGUGGCCUUUAUUAAAAAAAGAUGGAUUAGAAUUACAAUAUACAGUUUUGCAAAUUUAUUGGUUAUGGCUUGGAGGAUUCAUGUUCUUUCCAUUAAAUAAAUUCGAAAAAUUUAUUCAUAAGGCGUCAUAUGCUAUACUCAUUAUAAUACACAUUUUAGAUGCAUUUGUAACUCCUCCUUUGCAUCAUCCACAUUUGUGGAUCCUCUUGAACAUGCAAUUGAGUUUCACAUGUUUUGGAAUAUUUUGGUUAUGGUCUUUAUGGAAAUUAUGGUUAAAGUCUGGAAUUUGGACGAGUAUAAAAAUAAAACAAAAAUAA
Messenger RNA from Pneumocystis carinii B80, 1473 nucleotides. RefSeq lists its product as hypothetical. Gene Ontology annotation, molecular function: dolichyl pyrophosphate Man9GlcNAc2 alpha-1,3-glucosyltransferase activity. Gene Ontology annotation, biological process: protein N-linked glycosylation. Bases 1 to 1473 code for a protein of 490 amino acids. Lineage: Eukaryota; Fungi; Ascomycota; Pneumocystomycetes; Pneumocystales; Pneumocystaceae. The record is from RefSeq and is a predicted model, not a curated record. The transcript is spliced from 7 exons. Gene Ontology annotation, cellular component: endoplasmic reticulum membrane.